AUGAGCUUACGCUACGCCAGUUUGGGCAGCGGCAGUUCAGGCAAUGCUUUGGUUAUUGAGACGCGUUGUGCAACACAGACAACGCGUCUUUUAUUGGACUGCGGCUUUAGCGUGCGCGAAACCGAAAAACGCCUCGCACGGCUUGAACUGACCGGCAACGACAUCGACGCCAUCCUCGUCACCCACGAACACGACGACCACAUCGGCGGCGUGGCAAAAUUUGCCCGCAAAUUUGGCACGCCGCUGUAUAUGUCGCGCGGCACGUAUGUGAGCGUGCUCAAUCACAGCCACAGUUGCGCCAAACUCAACGUGCAGUUUUGCGUUGACAACCAACCGUUUCACAUCAAAGACAUUCAAGUCAGGCCAUACACCGUGCCGCACGACGCACGCGAGCCAUUGCAGUUCACAUUUCACAGCCAAACCGUUCAAUUGGGCGUUGUCACCGACAUCGGCCACGUCACCCCGCACGUCAUCAACGCGCUCAAAGCCAGCCACGGCUUGGUUUUAGAAUACAACUACGACGCUCAAAUGAUGGCGCAAUCCACCAAAUACCCGCCCUCGCUCAAACAACGCAUCACAGGCCGCUACGGGCAUUUAGACAAUUUAGACUCGCAACACCUGCUCAAACAGCUGAUUCACGCAAACUUACACCACGUCCACGCUGCCCACAUCAGCACCAACAACAACGACGUGAACAAAGUACAAACCCUGCUCAACGCCGCAUUAAACCCAAGCCAAGUAGCAUUUACGGUGGCGUGUCAGGAUGAAGGAUUUGAUUGGUUUUGGGUGCAAGACGGGGCAAGAAACAUUGAUGCAACACAAUAA
Molecule: messenger RNA, 825 nt
Organism: Daphnia magna
Lineage: Eukaryota; Metazoa; Arthropoda; Branchiopoda; Diplostraca; Daphniidae
Product: putative metallo-hydrolase YycJ
Exons: 1
Coding region: 1-825 (274 amino acids)
Biological process (GO): antibiotic catabolic process
Molecular function (GO): zinc ion binding; beta-lactamase activity
Source: RefSeq, a predicted model, not a curated record